UUGAGCUGUUCCCAAGGCCCAGAACAUUCUUUUCUCCGGCCUUUGCAUGACUGGCUCUUUCACAGUGUUAGGGUUGGUGCAAGGUUACUUCCUCACCAGGCCUUGCCUGACCCCCACCCCCACCCCAGCUCUGUCAGGCAGAUCAGACUUUUGCUUCACAGCACUUAGCACACACAAUCAGAAAUUACCUUGUUGAUUUACUUACUAGUCUGACUGUCCCACUCGGGAGUCUGUUACUAAAGGGCCUGGUCCCUACUUCUUUGCUGUCUGUCACCUGGUGCCAAGCACAGUAGGACUGUGUCUGGCACAUGGUAGGACUUACGAUACACAUUUGGAAGGUGAAAUCCAGCAGACGUGAGAGCACCGUGGGCCUGGUUGGGGCUGGAUGGAAGGAAGGGCGGCGAUGAAUCAGCCUGGCCCCAGUCAGAAGAAGCCAAAGGACAGUACAAGGGGCCAGCAUUCUGACCCCCCACCUCCGUGAUCUUGGCCAGCCAGGCUGCCGGAGAACAUGGUGGAUUACCUGGCCAACACGGAGAUCAACAGCCAGCGCAUCGCGGCCGUGGAGAGCUGCUUCGGGGCGUCAGGGCAGCCGCUGGCCCUGCCAGGCCGCGUGCUGCUGGGCGAGGGCAUGCUGACCAAGGAGUGCCGCAAGAAGGCCAAGCCACGCAUCUUCUUCCUCUUCAACGACAUCCUGGUGUAUGGCAGCAUCGUGCUCCACAAGCGCAAGUACCGCAGCCAGCACAUCAUCCCGCUGGAGGAGGUGACGCUCGAGCCGCUGCCCGAGACCGCGCAGGCCAAGAACCGCUGGAUGAUCCGGACGGCCAAGAAGUCCUUCGUGGUGUCAGCCGCCUCCAGCACGGAGCGCCAGGAGUGGAUCAGCCACAUUGAGGAGUGUGUGCGGCGGCAGCUGCUGGCCACGGGCCGCCAGCCCAGCACGGAGCACGCGGCGCCCUGGAUCCCCGACAAGGCCACGGACAUCUGCAUGCGCUGCACGCAGACGCGCUUCUCGGCCCUCACGCGGCGCCACCACUGCCGCAAGUGCGGCUUCGUAGUGUGUGCCGAGUGCUCCCGAGAGCGCUUCCUCCUGCCGCGCCUGUCGCCCAAGCCCCUGCGCGUCUGCAGCCUCUGCUACCGCCAGCUGGCCGCCCCGAAGCGGGAGGCGGAGGAGCUGCACGCGGGGGCCCCCGGGCAGCCGGCCCACUCGGCCGGGGCGGGCUGCGAGGCAUCCAGCGGGGACGAGGAGGACUCUGACGAGGACAAGGAGGGCAAUGGGGACGGCGACUGGCCCAGCAGUGUGGAGUUCUACGCCUCGGGCGCCUCCUGGUCAGCCUUCCACAGCUGACCGGGAUCUGCGGCUGUGAGGGAGGGCCUCCCGGGCCCUCCUGCAUCCGAGCGGACUCCAUGGUUGGGCCCCGAGAGAGCAGAGUUCCCGCGCUGCACCCCGCCCCCAGGACCCUGCCCCACGGGUGGCAGGCACAGUGGGAGUGGCCCUUUCUCUCCAGACCCCAGUGCCUUUGUGCUGGACAUUGGCAUCCUUCUUUUCCACUUCAGGUAAUUCUCUGUCCACUUAGCGAACUCAAAACACUCGGGCCUGUUAGGAACAAAUAAAUGCCUUUUUCUCAGCCCUAAGAGCUGUGGUCCCAGAUAAUGCCUUGAGCUAGACAACCCCAGGCACCUUUCGGGACCAGAGGGAAGAUAGGACUGGAGUGAGGUCCCCUGAGGCCGUGCACCCCAGCACCUGCCCCCCAGACAAGUGACCCCCCCCCCCCAGGGAACACUGGGAGGACUGGAAACCAGAUCUGCCCAUGCACCUCGCUGACGCUCACCUGCCUGGCUGGCUGGGCCUUCUCAGGCCAGGCAUGGGAGCUCACCUUGAGCCAGACUGGAGUCUGCCAUGCCGUGGGUGCCCACCAGGUGUGGGCCUGAAGCCUGGCUCCGCGGAGUCCAGGGCACAUGCCCGGGCCCCUGACCCCAUCUCCCCUCACUCCAGAUGUCCAGGUGUCUGAUGCCCCUUGGUCCUGUCCCCUGUGGCUGGGGAAAGCAGUGUUUUCUGUUAGGACCCUUCAUUGCAAGUGACAGAAACCCUACCCAGACUGAUUUAACAAUAAAAAGAACACUUAUUAACUCACGUGGUCAAAAAGUUCAGGAAUGACUUGCUUCAGACACAGCUCAUCAGGGGCUCAAACCAUGCGCGGUG
This is a messenger RNA of Callorhinus ursinus (northern fur seal), 2197 nucleotides long. Lineage: Eukaryota; Metazoa; Chordata; Mammalia; Carnivora; Otariidae. The record is from RefSeq and is a predicted model, not a curated record.